Rhea pennata is the source of this 1031-nucleotide messenger RNA. Its product is annotated as histone H5. Gene Ontology annotation, molecular function: structural constituent of chromatin; double-stranded DNA binding; nucleosomal DNA binding. The record is from RefSeq and is a predicted model, not a curated record. The transcript has a single exon. Gene Ontology annotation, cellular component: nucleus; nucleosome. Gene Ontology annotation, biological process: chromosome condensation; negative regulation of DNA recombination; nucleosome assembly. Lineage: Eukaryota; Metazoa; Chordata; Aves; Rheiformes; Rheidae. Bases 244 to 825 code for a protein of 193 amino acids.
GCAGCGGCAGAUAGCGGCGGCGGCAGAGAGCGGUGGCGGCGGCAGCAGCAGCAGCAGAAGAAGAAGAAGAAGAAGAGGGCAGCAGUGGCUCCGCACCGCGGUUACUGCCCUUAUCCGUUAUCCCUCUUUGGAGCCGCCUCCCGCCCCAACUCCACCCCAGGAGCAGCAGUCUCCAGCCCCGGCAGGCAACGACAGUUUCGGGCAGAGAAGGGUGAGCGCGGGUGCUGAAAGACUGAGCCCACCAUGACGGAGAGCCCGGCCCCGGCCCCGGCACCAGCCCCAGCCGCCAAGCCCAAGCGGGCCAAGGCGGCGAGGCACUCGGCAGCCCACCCCAAGUACUCGGACAUGAUCGCAGCCGCCAUCCGGGCCGAGAAGAACCGCGGCGGUUCCUCCCGACAGUCCAUCCAGAAGUACGUGAAGAGUCACUACAAGGUGGGCGAGCACGCUGACACCCAGGUCAAGCUCUCCAUCAAGCGGCUCCUCGCCACGGGUGUCCUCAAGCAAACCAAAGGUGUCGGCGCCUCCGGCUCUUUCCGCCUAGCCAAAGGCGAGAAACCCAAGAAAAAAAUAGCCCGGAAGGGCAAGAAGGCCAUCAAGAAAGCUGGAACACCCAAGAGAGCAGCUAGACCCAAGAAAGCCAAGUCGCCAAGAAAGAAGCCCAAAGCCACUGUCAGGAAGUCUGGAAAAAAGCAGAGGGCCACACCAAAGAAAUCCAAGAAGCCAAAGACCAUUAAAACCAAGUCACCGAAGCCAUCAAAGCCCAAAAAGGCAAGGCGGUCCAAACCCAGAGCAAAGUCCAGUGCCAAGAAAUCACCCAGGAAAUGAAGUUGGGAGGCUCGUUUCUGGACUCUCCUCCUCUGUUUCUGUAAAUAGUUUUUGGCUUUUUUUCCCCCUUUUUCUAUUGCGAUAUAUAAAGAAUUGAUCUAUUCCUGCCUGGAAAUAGAUAAAAUAAUGCAAUUACUGUGAAAAAAAAAGAAGAAAAAAAAAAAGGGAAUGUCUUCAUUAUGGAGAGUUCCAAUUUUUAAGAGUUA